Molecule: messenger RNA, 2680 nt
Organism: Aspergillus steynii IBT 23096
Lineage: Eukaryota; Fungi; Ascomycota; Eurotiomycetes; Eurotiales; Aspergillaceae
Product: RING-H2 finger protein
Exons: 4
Coding region: 90-2618 (842 amino acids)
Molecular function (GO): zinc ion binding; ubiquitin protein ligase activity
Source: RefSeq, a predicted model, not a curated record
ACCUGGACUGUCCAAUGUCAUCUAGUUGUCGAUGGCAAUAGGCGGUUUUCAAAUACCCAUCCCCACGUCCCGAUUCUACACUUGUUACUAUGGGACAGUCUUCUUCCACGCAAAGAGACCAUCGUCACGACAAUCACCUAGAACACAUCUUAUCUCUGCAGGCAGCCCGUGGUCGGGUUAACAGUGAUGCGGACAUGAAUAACGGGCGCGGCAUUGAGCAGACCGGGGACUAUGAGCCCCAGUCAGGGCCCGAAAUCAACAACAGCGGCAUUCAGACUUCCUCUUCCGGUCAACCUACGGAGUCAUGGCACCCGUUGGGCUCCCCAGAGCAGCCAGGAACCUCCAGGCAUAUGGCAAGCAUCCAGGAGGAGAACGGGUCACAAUAUGAAUCGAGCCAGCGAGAGUACCGGUCGGCAAUAUUUGCUCGCAUGGCCGCCAGGAGACAGUCCACCAUGUCGCGUUUAGGAUCAAGGAUCUUGCCAAAUUCGGUUAUCCGUGGGCUUCUCAGCAGCGAAGAAGAAACGCCUGCCGAGGGCCACGCUCAUCGACAUGGGGUCGUUUCGCGAACCCUCCCACGCUCCGAAGUUAAUAAUAGUAGUAGUCGCUUCAGCCCGUUCAGCUCUUUUGGCUCAAGGGGUAUUUCUAGACGACGUUCGACUCGGGGACCUUACUUCAUUCCGCGCAGUGACCCGGGCCUGAUUCCGGAUACCACUCAUUCUUCUACCUUUUUCGAUCCCACCACAGACCAUGCGCCAGAAAACACGAGGGGAUCUUGGCGCCGAAGUGCUCGAUUGCACCGUGUGCGACAUUCGUUGUCCAGCCCUAUCACGCAUAUGUUUGGUCAGCCGUCCUCGAAUAUGAUCGACCAUCCAAGCAGUGUGCAGCAAUCACCCAUGGAUUCAAUGUCCAACGAGCCACCACACACUUUCCUUCCGCAUCCAGGACCCAUGGACACCCGCAUGGACUUCGACGAGCCCCACGAACUGGAUUCCGUGGAACCUGCCGUGGGAAGCACUCGUCCAACGUCCCCAAUGUCAUCGCAGUCUGCACAGGGACCAACAGGCCUACGGCAAUUCCCCGGCCUUUUACGAGCAAGAUCAUCUAGGGCUAUGCGACGGGAGGAACAGACGCCCCUGUCGCGCGUUCUGCAGCUGGCCGCUGCUGCGAUCGCCGCCCAACUUUCCGGUACGACUGGUCCAGUAAUGCCUAACAUCCAGGCGCUGGGCAACGAUGGUUUGGACGGCUCUUUAGAGAACUUCAUCCAAAGUCUGCAGCAUGCGACGUCGACACAAACAACACCGAAUGAUUCACCCGGGCCCUCUGGAGACACUGGGAACGGGCCGGCGACACCCGUUAAUUUCUUGCGAGUUUUCCGAUUUGCCAACUCGGAGAACCCCGGGCCCCUUGGCAUGCCGAACCGCUCCGCAGGCGAGUCCGAUAACCCUGGCAGAAGUGUGGAAGGGAUAGAUCUCGAGAACCCCGUGGACGGGCCCGAAGGACGGACUGUCACUCUGGUAGUGGUGGGAGUUCGAUCAGUACCAUCGGGCAACGGUCCCGGGAGCGACCAGCAGGCAAACGGGGGCCCUGGCCUCGAUGCCUUACUCCGUCUGCCGUUUUUGUCUCCAGGAAACCUUUCACGCGGUCCGGAAAAUGGCCCUAGUCUUCCACGUGCCGAAGCACGACCAAGAUUUGCCGCGCCUAAUCGGCAUUCCGUGGGGAGUCCCAGCACCCUGACUACCAAUGGCGACACUCCUCAACUACAGGGGCAGCAAAGCCCAUCUCGACGAAUGUCAGACACUGGAGGCCGGGUGCCUCUGUCAUCCGUCCCUUCUGUGCUCUCGGAAAGUCCUCCCGGUCCUCAUCCUCCUCCAUCCACACCGGCCGAGCCAGGACUCUCGGCAGUCUCAUCAGGAGCUUCAACCCCGAGCCGUAGGCCAUCCUCCGCAUCGAUGAUGCCUCCAAGCGUCCUGCCACAGCUUGACGAGAACCGCGCAAUGCAGCCUACGGUUGAAGUUGACGAAAACCCGCCUUUUGCCGCAUCGCACCAGCGACGUCGAAGCGAUUCCGAAUAUGCUCGCCAUCGUGAUCUGGGUUCCGGGGCGGUCCGGCGCAAUGGCGUCGUCGAACCCGACCAUGCGCCACCCCCUGCUGGCAGAAGCUGGUUGAUCUACGUUGUUGGUACCAAUCUUUCGGAGAACCACCCUGCGUUUGCAACCCCCAGCCUUUUCACCGACAACCCGACCUAUGAGGACAUGAUCCUGCUUUCAUCUCUCUUGGGGCCCGUGAAACCCCCCGUUGCCACCCAGGAAGAACUCAGCUCCGCCGGCGGACUGUUCCGUCUCGUGGAAUACGGCGGAUCGCUCACCGCGGAGGGUUUGGAUGGUGCUGGCACCAUUCAAGUUCCCGACGGAGAUCGAUGCCUGAUCUGUCUCAGCGACUACGAGGCAGCCGAGGAACUUCGCCAACUGAACAAAUGCAAGCAUGUCUUCCACCGAGAUUGCAUAGACCAGUGGCUUACCACCGGUCGUAAUUCUUGCCCUCUAUGUCGAGGCCAGGGCGUUGUCGACUCAUCCAACUCGGAUCCCGCGACGACUGCCCCGAGCCCUGCGGCUGCUUGAGCAACUCCCCCUUCUUCCUUGGUCUUUUCUACCCUUCCAGACUUCCGAACUAUUUCUUUUUA